Molecule: messenger RNA, 1575 nt
Organism: Copidosoma floridanum
Lineage: Eukaryota; Metazoa; Arthropoda; Insecta; Hymenoptera; Encyrtidae
Molecular function (GO): protein binding
Source: RefSeq, a predicted model, not a curated record
AAAUACGAACUUGUGUAGUUUGAUGCUAUCAAAAAUCGCUAAAGUAAACAAAGAUACACUUCAAUGUUCUGUCAAAGAAAAGUAUGUCAAGUUUUAUUACUGCCAUCAUCAGAGUGCACUGAAUCUAUUAGAACUCAUCGUAGCUGUCAACUUGGGGUACGAAUCGGUCGUUGAUCGCUUACUCAACGCGAAUAAUGUCGUAGAGGCUAUCCAAAGUGGCUCUCAAGACAUCAAUAGAGUACUGACUGUGGCCAUUAAAAAGAAAGACUACAGCAUCCUUAAGAUGCUUUUGGAGGCUGGUCUACGGGCUGACAGACGUUUUACCAUUGAUCCACCAAAUUAUUUUGCCAUAACUUGUCCGGAGAUCAAUUUGAAGAUCAUAUGCUUACUACGGGAGUUCCAAGACAACGCCAAUGUGGACAAUGCGAUAAUUUGGGCUUUGUAUUACAGCGUUUCAAAAUCUUAUUACGAUCAAUUUAUCUACUUAUUAUUUUUUUUCUACGCCGUUGAUUUACACUUGGGCAAAUUACAUCCCGACUUGAUGCCGGCCAAAGGGCUGUUUGAGUUGAAUGAGUCAUUCUCAAAAAUUUUCUCUUAUUGUAAUAGUGUGAUAAAAAGACUAAAGUCCAAUAAUGAAGGUAGUAUAUCUAUUUUCGACAUGAUCACGAUGCCACUGGAUUUGUACGUCAGGUUGUUGGACUACGAAAUUCAUUGGGAUGCCUGUAAAAAUUUGCAUGCAUCUCUGGAAAAAAUUACAAAACCGAAAUGCUACGACUACGUAACGAAAACUCGUAUUGAAUUGGCCAUAGAGAAGAGACAGUUAUUAGAUAAUGCGGAAAUUUCUUUAAACAAAGCAUUGGAGGAUAUUUUAAUGUCAAUUAAUUAUGUAAGUUUACCCAGUGAAGUCGUGAGAAAUAUUUUUAUGCACUUCAAUACAAGAGAAUUAAGAAAGCUUGUAGAGGGCUAAUCUUACAUUGACGAUGAAUUCACUCCCCAUGAUUUUUUUUAACAUAAUUUAUUUCUUGUUCAAUAAUGAACUUGUUGUAAACAUAUGAUUUAAGAGACAAUUUAUAUAAACCUCGUUGUGAUUGAGUGUACUUUUUUAACUUUUUAAAAUUUUUUAAUUUCACGCUUUUGAGGUUUGAGAGUGCGCUUUAGUAUGCUACAAUAGUUUGCCAAUUAAAAAAUAAACUAAUAAAUCAUCUAUACCUUAAAAAUUAUCUUAAUUGCAUCUAUAUGUUUUUUAGUUCACUAUUAGAUAGUGAAGAUAAUGUAAUUCAUCAAACAACUAUCAGACUCAGUAACAUUUAGUAAUUACGUUACCAUGAAAAUAUCUUUAAAAUUUCAGUAAAUAUAUGACAGAAUAAAAGGAUCCAUGUAAUUUUUUGAAUCAUUACUUCAACUAAUUCCGUUUACCAAAUUUCUUAUUGCUUUUUUGUACGGCUUACAAGUAGUUGACAAAGAAAUGAAGAUAGAACACUUUGGCUCUAGUGCCCCUCCUUCUGAGACAGUUUUGUAACCAACAUUUUUAUUUUAUACAUGCGUUUAUCAGUACUAUAUAAAAAAAAUAUAAUU